GCGGUGUUUAGGGGAGGUGGAUGAGGUUCAGCAAGGUACAAGACUGCGCCACUAGACUUCAUGGCACAGGGAUCAGCGGGUGCUGUAGUGCGUAUGGGUACACCUGUGCUUAAGAUUCUGAAUUUCUGCUUAUUUGGCAAUGCAACAAACGUGGGAAAAGAUAAUUUAUAUUCUGACAGCAAGGACAUGGUCAAACAAAGUGCCACUCUCAGUCAUUACGAGUCACGGGUAAACGGCAAGAAACAAAAAAUGGACACUCAGUUAUUCUCCCCGUUGUUAGGAGGGAUCACAAAUACACCACCACCUCUGGAAUCAUCCCGGUUAUAUACUAAUUGGUCUGUGUGUGGAGAUGAAACCAGCACAGCAACUUCUUUACAAGACUGCACAAAAAAACGGGCACAGAUAAAUCUGUCUUACUCUGGCAAUGGCCCAGAUAUGUUUGGGUUAGUGUCAAGCAUCCUAGAGGAGCCAAACAAGCCAGAACCAAUUACAGAUUGGAAUUCUCUGUCGAGAUUGUUUCCCCCUAUGUGGGCAUCUGAUAUUGGAAACAAUGGUGACUUCUCAGAAUUAAAGAUGGCACUGGUAUUCAGAAAGAGUAUUGGGAAAUUGACAGAGCAAGAGGAAAGCUUAUGAAAAAUGACAAACAAGAACAAGCA
This is a messenger RNA of Gopherus evgoodei (Goodes thornscrub tortoise), 656 nucleotides long. Its product is annotated as meiosis-specific coiled-coil domain-containing protein MEIOC-like. Bases 61 to 633 code for a protein of 190 amino acids. Lineage: Eukaryota; Metazoa; Chordata; Testudines; Testudinidae. Gene Ontology annotation, cellular component: cytoplasm; nucleus. Gene Ontology annotation, biological process: meiotic cell cycle; mRNA stabilization; female meiosis I. The record is from RefSeq and is a predicted model, not a curated record. The transcript has 6 exons.